AUGGUCCAGAAGACCAGCAUGUCCCGGAGCCCUUACCCACCCUCCCAGGAGAUCCCCAUGGAGGUCUUCGACCCCAGCCCGCAGGGCAAAUACAGCAAGAGGAAAGGGCGGUUCAAAAGGUCGGAUGGGAGCACGUCCUCAGAUACGACAUCCAACAGUUUUGUCCGCCAGGGCUCGGCGGAAUCCUACACCAGCCGACCAUCGGACUCUGACGUGUCUCUGGAGGAGGACCGGGAAGCCCUGAGGAAGGAGGCAGAGCGCCAGGCAUUGGCCCAGCUCGAGAAAGCCAAGACCAAGCCCGUGGCAUUUGCUGUGCGAACAAAUGUCGGCUACAACCCAUCUCCCGGAGAUGAGGUGCCAGUGCAGGGACUGGCCAUCACCUUCGAGCCCAAGGACUUCCUGCACAUCAAAGAGAAAUAUAAUAACGACUGGUGGAUCGGGCGACUGGUGAAGGAGGGCUGUGAGGUUGGCUUUAUCCCCAGCCCUGUCAAACUGGACAGCCUGCGCCUCCUGCAGGAACAGAAGCUGCGCCAGAACCGCCUCAGCUCCAGCAAAUCAGGUGACAACUCCAGCUCCAGCCUAGGCGACGUGGUGACUGGCACCCGCCGCCCCACGCCCCCUGCCAGUGCCAAACAGAAGCAGAAGUCGACAGAGCAUGUGCCCCCCUAUGACGUGGUACCUUCCAUGAGGCCCAUCAUCCUGGUGGGACCAUCGCUCAAGGGCUAUGAGGUUACAGACAUGAUGCAGAAAGCUUUAUUUGACUUCCUGAAGCAUCGAUUUGAUGGCAGGAUCUCCAUCACUCGUGUGACGGCAGACAUUUCCCUGGCUAAGCGCUCAGUCCUCAACAACCCCAGCAAACACAUCAUCAUUGAGCGCUCCAACACACGCUCCAGCUUGGCUGAGGUUCAGAGCGAGAUCGAGCGAAUCUUUGAGCUGGCCCGGACCCUUCAGUUGGUUGCUCUGGAUGCUGACACCAUCAACCACCCAGCCCAGCUCUCUAAGACCUCACUGGCCCCCAUCAUUGUUUACAUCAAGAUCACCUCUCCAAAGGUACUUCAGAGGCUCAUCAAGUCCCGAGGGAAGUCUCAGUCCAAACACCUCAAUGUCCAAAUAGCGGCCUCCGAGAAGCUGGCGCAGUGUCCCCCCGAAAUGUUUGACAUCAUCCUGGACGAGAACCAAUUGGAGGACGCCUGCGAGCACUUGGCCGAAUACUUGGAAGCCUAUUGGAAGGCCACACACCCGCCCAGCAGCACUCCGCCCAAUCCGCUGCUGAACCGUACCAUGGCUACUGCCGCUCUGGCCGCCAGCCCUGCCCCUGUCUCCAACCUCCAGGGACCCUACCUUGCUUCCGGGGACCAGUCGCUGGAACGGGCCACCGGGGAGCACGCCAGCGUGCACGAGUACCCCGGGGAGCUGGGCCAGCCCCCGGGCCUUUACCCCAGCAGCCACCCACCAGGCCGGGCGGGCACCCUGCGGGCACUGUCUCGCCAAGACACGUUUGAUGCCGACACCCCUGGCAACCGAAACUCUGCCUACACGGAGCUGGGAGACUCAUGUGUGGACAUGGAAACUGACCCUUCAGAGGGGCCAGGGCUCGGAGACCCUGCAGGGGGCAGCACCCCACCGGCCCGGCAGGGAUCCUGGGAGGAUGAGGAAGAAGACUAUGAAGAGGAGCUGACCGACAACCGGAACCGUGGCCGGAAUAAGGCCCGCUACUGCGCAGAGGGUGGGGGUCCAGUUUUGGGGCGCAACAAGAAUGAGCUGGAAGGCUGGGGGCGAGGUGUCUACAUCCGCUGAAAAGCAGGGGCCACACAGUGGCCCAGGGGAGGGGAAGGACC
This is a messenger RNA of Neomonachus schauinslandi (Hawaiian monk seal), 1838 nucleotides long. RefSeq names its product calcium voltage-gated channel auxiliary subunit beta 1 (gene CACNB1). The coding region runs from base 1 to 1797 and encodes 598 amino acids. The record is from RefSeq and is a predicted model, not a curated record. Gene Ontology annotation, cellular component: voltage-gated calcium channel complex. Lineage: Eukaryota; Metazoa; Chordata; Mammalia; Carnivora; Phocidae. Gene Ontology annotation, biological process: calcium ion transmembrane transport; regulation of voltage-gated calcium channel activity; chemical synaptic transmission. The transcript has 14 exons. Gene Ontology annotation, molecular function: high voltage-gated calcium channel activity; protein binding.